Messenger RNA from Carassius gibelio (silver crucian carp), 1379 nucleotides. Its product is annotated as ribose-phosphate pyrophosphokinase 1. Bases 87 to 1058 code for a protein of 323 amino acids. The transcript is spliced from 8 exons. Gene Ontology annotation, biological process: purine nucleotide biosynthetic process; ribonucleoside monophosphate biosynthetic process; 5-phosphoribose 1-diphosphate biosynthetic process. Gene Ontology annotation, molecular function: ribose phosphate diphosphokinase activity; ATP binding; magnesium ion binding. Gene Ontology annotation, cellular component: ribose phosphate diphosphokinase complex; cytoplasm. The record is from RefSeq and is a predicted model, not a curated record. NCBI's taxonomy places the organism in Eukaryota, Metazoa, Chordata, Actinopteri, Cypriniformes, Cyprinidae.
AGAUAUAGCCUGAGUUGGAACCACUGAAGAAGAAGCGGAAGAGGAGGCGUGUCUGUGACGUCACGCGGGUACCGUCCAGAAUCACUAUGGCGGAAAGAAACAUGCCUAACAUCAAGAUCUUCAGCGGCAGCUCGCACCAGGAUCUGUCUCAGAAGGUCGCGGAUCGCCUCGGGCUGGAGCUGGGGAAAGUGGUGACGAAGAAGUUCAGCAACCAAGAGACGUGCGUGGAGAUCGGAGAGAGUGUGCGUGGAGAGGAUGUGUAUAUAGUCCAGAGCGGCUGUGGAGAAAUCAAUGAUAACCUGAUGGAGCUCCUGAUCAUGAUAAACGCCUGCAAGAUCGCAUCGGCCUGUAGAGUCACAGCGGUCAUCCCCUGCUUCCCUUACGCCCGGCAGGACAAGAAGGACAAGAGUCGGGCGCCCAUCUCUGCCAAGCUGGUGGCUAACAUGCUGUCUGUGUCUGGAGCAGACCACAUCAUCACCAUGGACCUGCAUGCAUCUCAGAUACAGGGCUUCUUUGACAUCCCAGUGGAUAACUUAUACGCUGAGCCUGCCGUGUUGAAGUGGAUCAAGGAGAACAUCCCCGAGUGGAAGACCUGCACCAUCGUGUCUCCUGAUGCUGGAGGAGCCAAGAGGGUCACCUCCAUUGCAGACCGGCUCAAUGUUGACUUCGCUCUCAUUCACAAAGAAAGGAAGAAGGCCAACGAGGUGGACCGCAUGGUUCUGGUGGGAGACGUGAAGGACCGCGUGGCUAUAUUAGUGGAUGACAUGGCCGACACCUGCGGCACCGUCUGCCACGCUGUUGAUAAGUUAAUCUCCGCAGGAGCGGUUAAAGUGUAUGCCAUCCUCACCCACGGCAUCUUCUCCGGUCCAGCCAUUUCUCGUAUCAACAACGCCUGCUUCGAGGCUGUGGUGGUGACCAACACCAUCCCUCAGGAGGAGAAGAUGAAGCACUGUCCCAAAAUCCAGGUCAUUGAUAUCUCCAUGAUCCUGGCCGAGGCCAUCCGCCGGACCCACAACGGAGAGUCUGUGUCAUAUCUCUUCAGUCACGUGCCGUUAUAACCUCAUCCAUCUGUUCCUGAGCGGAGGACUGUCCAGACCGGCUCCACGCUGAUUCAGAUUCAGUCCUGAUGAACACACAGCUUUACUUCACGCUUCUGCUCUGUACAGUGCAUCCUUCACACAAAUCCCACUUUUAUUCCACUUUCAGGAUUUAGUUUUUUAAUAACUCUUGAUAUGGACAUUGCUAUUAAAAAAAUAAAUCAUUUUGGUAGCGUUAUGCCAUUCUGUUCCCCCUCAGAUCGCUCGUCUGUGUUGAUUUCAUUUGAAUGAUCUCUGUUUCAGAGACUAGGAUCAAUCCAGUAUUAAACUCCUCUGGCUUUA